AUGGCUAGCAAUAUGUACGGCACCACGGUGGCAUGUAGGAUGUGCUACAGGGAUCAGUACGGGACGCCGGCGCCGCGCGACUUCACCUGUGCGCCCAAGAAAUUGGAGGCCAGGAGGUGGGCGAACGGGUACCACCUCAUCUCCAGGCUCUGUCAGUGGAAGCCCAGAGGCAGCAAGUCUGAUGGUUCACUGCACGGGCGCGGGGGCUGCGAUGCUCGCUGCCACUCUUGUGGUUCUCAUAACAGCUGCGAAUGCGAAACGCAAGAGUGCGAUGCUGCUGAAGAAGGUGGCGCCAGCCCUUACAGAGAUUUCAAGCAACAUUCGAGGGGAAAUCCUCAAUUUUCAGAUGAUCAAGUUCCAUCAAAGAAGAAGUCAGCCUAUGCUAGUCAAGGGUUGGCUGAAGCCUGCAAAUUUGUUUACAAUGAUGCUAAGUUUGUAAAUGAAAGGGCUCAAAGUGACAUUCUAUUACUUUCACGUGGCAUAACAAGGCUGAACAAACGUGCAUGCCAGGAUGCUGCUGUUUUGGGCCUGGGGUUUAUCAAGCUUGAUGCUCGUGCACGAAAGGAUACUCAAAAGAUUGACCACACUGUGAAGGAGAGAGCAGCGCGCCUUAACCAUUUUGCCAGAGCAUUUAAGGAGCGAGCUCAGUCAGACUUGAAGAAAGCUGCAGACAAACAUUGGAGUGAUGGCGCUUUGGAGGCAGAUCUGCGACGAGCUGACUUGGUUGUUAAACGACGUGCCAUGGAAGACGCUCUCAUGGCAUUGAAGUUUGUUCAGGACAUCCAUGACAUGAUGGUGAACAGAUUAUAUGAGCAGCUUCCAAAGGACGGUUCAUCUUCUCGUACAAAUUCAACAGGGUUUAUUUCACUUGAGAAGAAUGGGAAGACUCUUGAACUGUUUCCUGGUGAAGUUUCUGCUGAUCAAAUAUAUGCCAUUGAGGAAGCAUACCAGAGUAUGGCAUCUGCCUUUUCUGAAGCUGAUGGUAUUGACUACACAGAUCCUGAGGAGCUUGAAUUGUUAAUAGCAACUCUAAUUGACCUGGAUGCCAUGGAUGGGAAAAGGAGUGUUUCCUUGAUUGCUGAAUGUUCAAGCUCUCCAGACGUUAAUACUAGGAAAGCCCUAGCUAACGCAUUGGCAACAGCUCCAUCUAUGUGGACUCUUGGGAAUGCUGGCAUGGGUGCAUUGCAGAGAUUGGCUCAAGAUCCCAAUUAUGCUGUAGCUAGGGCUGCAUCAAGCGCCAUUGAUGAACUCAAGAAGCAGUGGGAACUUGAAGAAGGUGACAGUCUGAGGUUUGUAAUGAAUUCAGCAGCAGAUGAUGACACAUGA
Molecule: messenger RNA, 1326 nt
Organism: Miscanthus lutarioriparius
Lineage: Eukaryota; Viridiplantae; Streptophyta; Magnoliopsida; Poales; Poaceae
Source: the annotation of a GenBank genome assembly